Molecule: messenger RNA, 1488 nt
Organism: Caenorhabditis remanei
Lineage: Eukaryota; Metazoa; Nematoda; Chromadorea; Rhabditida; Rhabditidae
Exons: 12
Coding region: 1-1488 (495 amino acids)
Biological process (GO): activation of GTPase activity
Molecular function (GO): GTPase activator activity
Source: RefSeq, a predicted model, not a curated record
AUGAGUCGAUGGUCAGCCGGCUCAACACCAGGGAGCGUCAAACCGGUUUAUGGUGCUCGGUACCCACCACUACAUCAUGCAAGUCCCACAAAAGGAACUGAUAUACCAGGCAGAAUGAACAAAUUUCAAGAUUAUGAAAAUAGUGUAUCUGAUGCAUGGGACACACGAGUGAAGGUGGAUGAAUCGUUAGCAUCAGCAUCAGCAGCAAAAGUUCUCGCGGCUCAUGCGGCUGGGAAAACGCAUCGAGACGAAGAAAUUAUGCCGCCAGUCAGUGCGGCACCGACGAAAAACAGUCGACAACAAGCUUUGCAGAGACUUGCUAUACAAAAAGAACCACUACCUUCAUCAGUAUCAGCUACGCCGCAGACAGCGAAUCCAAUUUAUCCAAAGUUACCUGAAAUAUCAGACCAGCCUAGGUCGGCAGCACCGAUGGCCAGUGCUCCACCUCAUGGCGGUGAUAGAGAUCAAACCAGGUUUGCACGCCUUCGACGUCUGUUUUCGAAUGGAAAGUCAUCUGGAAGAAGUUCUCCACCAGUUGACGUGGAUUUAGAUAAAUUGAGAGAAGAUUGCUGGAUGGGAAUUCCACAUAAAUUGAGACCACAAGCAUGGCGACUUCUCUCUGGAUACCUUCCAACUAAUGCAGAACGUCGUGAAGUGACACUUCAGUGUAAAAGGGAUGAAUAUUGGCAUUAUGUUGAACAGUAUUUCCAUUCUAGAUUUGAUGAUCAAAAUGCGGACACAUUUAGACAGAUUAACAUCGAUAUUCCAAGAAUGUGCCCGCUGAUCCCAUUGUUUCAACAAAAAAUGGUUCAAGAGAUGUUCGAAAGAAUACUUUAUAUUUGGGCUAUCCGUCAUCCAGCCAGUGGAUAUGUUCAAGGAAUCAACGACCUUGUUACGCCGUUUUUCGUUGUUUUUCUUUCCGAAUUUAUUCCACAAGAUGUUGAAGUUGGAUCGUUUGAUGUAUCUCAACUACCUCUAGAACAGUGUCAACUUAUAGAAGCAGACUCAUUUUGGUGUGUUUCAGCUCUUUUGGAUUCUAUUCAGGAUAACUACACUUUUGCGCAACCUGGAAUUCAGCGGAAAGUUCUACAACUUCGGCAUUUGAUGAGCAGAGUGGACCGUCCGCUUCACAAGCAUCUAGAAUCAAAUGGGAUUGAAUACCUACAAUUCGCCUUCCGUUGGAUGAAUAACCUUCUGAUGCGAGAAAUCCCACUUCGAGCUACUAUCCGUUUAUGGGAUACUUAUCUGAGUGAGCCGGACGGAUUCAUGCAAUUCCACAACUACGUAUGUGCCGCGUUUCUACGAACGUGGUCCAAACAACUACAAGCGGAAAAGGAUUUCCAGGGUGUGAUGAUUCUCCUACAAAACUUGCCAACGCAAUCAUGGGGUGAUCGAGAGAUUUGCGAGCUCACUGCAGAUGCGUUCUCCCUUCAAUCAGUUUUUGACGGUGCCCGACGUCAUCUAUCAGCGCAGGCCGCUUCCCCGUAA